Molecule: messenger RNA, 2481 nt
Organism: Temnothorax curvispinosus
Lineage: Eukaryota; Metazoa; Arthropoda; Insecta; Hymenoptera; Formicidae
Exons: 1
Coding region: 1-2481 (826 amino acids)
Source: RefSeq, a predicted model, not a curated record
AUGACGGAACUGAUGGAGAAUCAACUCGUGUUGCAACGCUCGAUUGAGCGAGCGCUCGACAAUUUUAAGAAGCUCGGGCGAGCGAACUAUACGGUGGCGAAGAUCCGAUCGAGAAUCUCAUCCCUCAAGGAGCUCUGGGCUCCCUAUCAAGGAAAUCACGCCAGGCUGUCGGCUUCCACCCCCGCCUCGACCAGAACUACGUUGGACUACUUCGUCAAGGAGCAGUUCGAGAAAACCGAGGAAACCUACAACGCCGCACUGGACUACAUGAGCGAAUGUCUUGCAGAAAUUGAGCCUCCUGUGAGUCCGCACCAAUCUCUUGACUUCGGGCAUUCGAGUCAACUCGCGUCCGCGACUUCGCUCUCUCACCUUCCGCCCAUUCGCUUACCGCCUUUCGACGGAAAUUAUUCGGAAUGGGAGACAUUUCGCGAUCGAUUCGUUGCGCUAAUCGUUGAUAAUACUGAUCUGAGCAAUUUCGCGCGGAUGCAUUAUCUCUCGUCGUCGUUGAAAGGCCGCGCGCUCGAGGCCAUCGCGAACAUUGCGAUUACUGCGGAUAAUUUUCAGAUCGCGUGGAACACCUUAAAGGCUCGUUUCGAAAAUAAACGACGUCUCCUCACUAAUCAUCUGUCCACGUUGCUCGGCCUGUCGGCACUCAGUCGCGAAUCUGCUUCCGACUUACAAACGUUGCACGAUAAAAUAAAUAUCGCAGUCUCAUCAUUAAGAAAAUUGAAUCGAUCUCCGGAAGAUCUAUGGAACGACUUUCUCGUUCACCUUUUGACUCAAAAAUUAGAUGCUGCGACACGUACAGCGUGGAAUCUCCAAACGAGCAAUGUCGACUCGCCGCCGGCGUUCGCAGAUCUCAAAAAAUUUGUAACCUCUCGUAUUCGCGCACUUGAGGAGUGCUCGCCGACCUCCUCUCAUAAACCUGCGUCGAAAUCUGCGAAUUCAUCGCAUGUCAAUGUCGCCACGGCUUCCGCGAAUUCUCCGUCAGCUUGUCCGCUUUGCAAAGCGCGUCAUUAUUUGAAUCUGUGCCCAGAAUUCGUCGCGAAGAAUCCGCAGCAGCGACAAGAAAUCGUUAAACGUUUCAAACGUUGUUUCAAUUGCAUGAGUAGCAAUCACUCGGUACGGGAUUGUAAAAGUAAGUACGCGUGCCGCUCGUGCAAUCAGAAGCAUCAUUCAAUGCUUCACGUUGAUGCGGAGACAAGCUCUGAUUCAACGACGAUAACGCCAUCAGCGUCGCAAGCGUCCCCAUCAAGCACACCGAAGGUCGAGGUACUUUCGCUAUUUGCCGCCGCGCAACAUAGUCGUAAUUUACAAGUCCUUUUAGCCACUGCAUGGGUUAGGGUGAAAGUUUCCUCCGGUCGCGUAGCGACGGUCAGAGCCCUGCUCGACCAAGGCUCUCAAGCCACAUUCAUAUCAGGGCAUUUAGCUCAAUCUUUGUACGCAAAACGCAUUCGGAUGUCGAUCUCAAUUUCGGCCGUCGGCGGCACUCACGUAGGUAAAGUACGCCACGCGGCGUCAAUCAUAAUCGCUCCGCGCGAUUCAGACAAUCCAUCUCUGUGUACCACUGCGUACAUUCUCGAUUCCUUGACGGCAUACGCGCCUCGAUGCGAUGCCGAUUCAUCAUGCCUCGCACAUCUCUCCGAUUUAGCCUGGGCAGACGCGAACCCGAGCAGUUCCGAUCCAAUUCACAUUUUGAUUGGCGCGGAUAUCUAUAACAAUAUUAUUCAAGGGGGCGUCCGAAAGGGUGAAGCUGGACAGCCUAUCGCGCAAGAAACGAUAUUUGGAUGGGUCAUUUCCGGGCCGCUAGUGUCGGAUGCUAAUUCACCGGCGGGACGAUCCUCCGUUAAUAUUACCGUACUUCAUUGCACAAGUUUAAGGCCUCUCGCCGAGGAAAUUCAACGUUUUUGGGAGGUAGAGGAGAUCUCUCACACCCGCAAACUCACGCCGCAAGAUGAGCAGUGUGAAUCUCACUUUUGCGAUACUCAUUCGCGUCAAUCUGACGGCAGAUAUAUCGUGCGUCUGCCGUUCAAACGGAGUCCUCCGCCGGAAAACGGGCACUCGCGAUUCACUACCGAACGCCUUUUCAAUUCAUUGUCACGGCGGUUCCGCUCUAAUUCGGAAUUAGAAAAGGAUUAUGAUGAAUUUAUGCGCGAAUAUGAAACGCUCGGUCACAUGCGUCGGGCGCCAUGCGCGGAUCGAACGCACGAUCCAUGCGUAUAUAUUCCGCAUCAUCCGGUCAUUCGUGAAACCAGCCUCACGACUCGUUUGCGCGUCGUUUUCAACGCGUCAAGCUUGACGUCGAACGGUACGUCAUUAAACGACCACUUACUCGCCGGUCCAAAAUUACAGACGGAUUUACCCGCAAUUAUGCUACAGUCAGUUCAAGUUCGUGUACACAGCCGAUAUUGCGAAAAUGUACCGCCAGAUUUUGAUAGAUCCUCAGGAUCUCGACUAUCUGAGAAUUUUGUGGAAGGGUGA